CUCUUCUCUUAGGAAACGCAACCAGCUCCUCGCAUCACGGAGGCACAGCAUGAAUGUUAACUGUGCUGGUGGGACAGAUUGGUCAAGAAAUCCGGAGUUGAGUUGCUCUGUGGAAAACAUAACUGUAGCAGUCCAUGAGUCAGAAGAAAGUGAUGUGGUGCUAGGAGGUCACAGCCCUGCUGCAGUUCCCAGGACUGAGGGUUUAGAUUCUGAAUGCCGACACACUGCUUGUCCAGUAAGUUCCCAAAUCAGUAGUAUGUUGUCUGCUCCUGAAGACACGCACAACUGUCAUUUCCAGGAUGGAAAUAAGAGACAGACAGAAUAUUUUAAUACCCAGGAACGCCAUGGAUGCUGCGCUUUGUCUUCAAGCAGCAAUGCACAAACAGCGGCUCCAGAGAAAGUGACGCUUGUGGUAGAUGGCACUCGCUUUGCAGUGAAUCCACAGAUUUUCACUGCUCACCCUGAUACUAUGCUGGGAAGAAUGUUUGGACCGGGAAGAGAAUAUAAUUUCACCAGGCCAAAUGAAAAGGGAGAAUAUGAAAUCGCAGAAGGAAUUAGCUCAGCUGUGUUCCGGACUGUGCUGGAUUAUUACAAAACCGGAAUAAUUAACUGCCCUGAUGGGAUUUCCAUCCCAGACCUUCGAGACACAUGUGAUUACCUCUGCAUAAACUUUGAUUUCAACACAAUCAAAUGUCAAGAUUUAAGUGCUCUGUUACAUGAGCUCUCCAACGAUGGUGCUCACAAGCAGUUUGAUAGCUACCUGGAGGAGCUAAUUCUGCCUAUAAUGGUGGAUAGCGCAAGGAAAGGGGAACGUGAAUGCCAUAUCGUUGUGCUGACAGAUGAAGACACCGUGGACUGGGAUGAAGAUCAUCCACCCCCAAUGGGAGAGGAGUACUCGCAAAUCCUUUACAGUUCCAAGCUGUACAGAUUCUUCAAGUACAUCGAGAACCGCGAUGUUGCAAAAGCUGUAUUAAAGGAACGGGGCCUGAAAAAUAUUCGCAUUGGCAUUGAAGGAUAUCCCACCUGCAAAGAGAAGGUGAAGAGGAGGCCUGGUGGCCGGUCAGAAGUGAUAUACAACUAUGUUCAGCGGCCAUUCAUCCAGAUGUCAUGGGAAAAGGAAGAAGGCAAAAGCCGUCAUGUUGAUUUCCAGUGUGUUCGGAGCAAAUCUCUAACAAACCUUGUCACUGUGGGUGAUGACGUUUCAGAGGACCAUGAGGUUAUAAUGCAUCACCCCCCACAAGUAGAUGAACUCGACAGGCUAAACGCACCAUUCUCCCAAAUGGCUGUUAAUGAUCUACCAGAUUAGUCAUGGUUCAGGGUGGAUAGUCCUGCUUGAUGUGGGAACGUCUCGGCAUAGUUUCAUCCCAGGUGAUGGAACACAGACUCCUGCAAGGUGCUUUAUCCUCGUUUGUGCUCUUACUAUGUUGUCGUAUUUCAAGCAUGUUAAUAAAGAGCCACACUCCACAGUCUAAUUGUGCAAUCAAAAGCAACAUCUCCUCAAA
Molecule: messenger RNA, 1502 nt
Organism: Pelecanus crispus (Dalmatian pelican)
Lineage: Eukaryota; Metazoa; Chordata; Aves; Pelecaniformes; Pelecanidae
Source: RefSeq, a predicted model, not a curated record